AUGCAGUAGAAUGAGCUACCAAGAUUGUCUUGGUCAGCCAUAUCGAGACUGUAAUUCUUAGCUCGGAAACUAUUUGCGAAUUAAAAUAAUUAUCUCAUAAACUGAAAAAUUAAAAUUCGUUACAAUUCACUAUACAUUGUAACGUGAUCGUUUUUAAUAAAUAAUUUAUGGAUGAUAAAACAAUUGUAUAUUUUGUAGAAAUAUUUACUGUCACACAGUUUUGAGGAAAUCAUAAUUAUUUGAUAAAUUCAGGAAAUGCAGGAAAGUGAUUCAAUGCAAGAGUAAUGAAAUCAUCUGAAUAAAUUAAUUCUAUUCGCUGUUAUGUUUAUACAAUUGACUCAUUUUCCUCGAUAUCUGGAUGUUGGAACGUGACGAUCAAGAAAUCAAUUAACGUUUACACGUCUACUGAUACCUUCCUCAUCCCACGAGAGAUUAUUCAUAAAUUAACCUUGCGUAGCGAUCGGCUUCGACCAAUUCAAAAACAGUCUCGCUCCCCGGGAAAAAGACGUCAGCUCCUCCACUUUUGGAUAGAUGCUUAUUUACACCGACGGAUCAGUUCAGGAUUUCACUCCUUCGAAAAGCAUGCAGCUCUUGUCGCUAAUAUGUCAGUUGACAGUGAUAGCUGCAUUGCCAGCUUCGUUCUCGGUGGCCAAAAUUUCGCGGCUGUUGACCGUAACGAAUGGUACUGAAUCACAUUUGUAUCACGACUACUACAGAAAUCGAGAGCACAGAAUUUGCGAGACCUCGUACUGCAAUGAGAUCGCGAAGAAAAUUUUGCAAAACAGAGACCUGAAUGCAGACCCUUGCGAAGAUUUCUACCAGCACGCUUGUGGGUCAUGGACGAAGCACAACCCCAUACCAGACAACGAAGUAGAAUGGUCAGAAGACCAGAUUGUUAUGGAAAAGACACACAGACAAAUCAGAGAUGCCCUUGAGGAACGCGACGAUCCUACUGAUAUUCCUCCUGUUAAGAAGGCCAAGAAGCUUUAUCGAUCCUGUAUGAAUACAGAGGCCAUUGAAAAGAGAGGCAUCAGACCAAUUCAAGAAAUCUUGGACCAAACUGGCGGAUGGCCGAUGGCGAUGCCAUUGAACGAAUGGGACCCUGAUAAAUUCCCUUGGCAGAAAAUUGAUAAAGACUAUGUGAGACUGAUCGGUAAUAGCGCUUUCUAUAAUCUUGAAUACGAAGUUGAUCAGAACAACACGAAGAGAUAUGUAUUAACAUUGGAUCAAGACACUGAAUACCCUCUUUCAAAUAAAAAGGAUAUAAAUAAAUUAUUCUACGACGACGACUCGUAUGCUCUUAGUAUUUAUCACAUAAUUCAAGUUUUUGCACGAGAAAAAGGAUACACGUUGAAUCGACGCGAAUUGGCCAUAGAUAUCGCACAAAUGAUGUAUUUUGAAAUUGAUUUGCUACAAAUCAUUGAAAUUGGGAAGGAAGUUCAUGCUACGACUGAUAAUUACGAAAAGAUGACGAUUGAAGAAUUGCAAAAAUGGUAUAAUAGUUCUGGUGUUAGAGCUUCCACGGCAAAGAUCAACUUCUUGGAGCUGAUACAACACGCAUUUAUGCUGGCUAACAUAAGCAUAAACGCAUCGGAACCAAUAGUGGUGUAUAAUCCAGCAUUCCUUCACAAGCUGGCGAGGUUGCUUGCGAACACCUCACCACGUGUACUAGUGAAUUAUGUCCAAUGGAACAUGGUCGACAAAUUUUUACUUUAUACCACAGAGGAGAUGAGAGACCUCAAGUUCAAUAUGUCCUUAUCGUCGUACAAUAUUUCCAAUUAUAUGCCACGAUGGCAAAUUUGUGUGUUCAAUAUGAGAAUGAAAAACGCGAUUUCUUACAUGUUUGUAAAAAGGCACAUCUCUGAUGAUGUUGUCCAUGAGGCGACAAGAAUGGUUCGAAGGGUCAAAGACGAGCUAAUACAUCGUAUAAUGCAGGCUCAUUGGAUACCAACCAACAUGAAACUAUUAUUACUGGAAAAAAUGGAUACUUUGAGAACACAAAUUGGAUACCCAGAUUGGUACAAAGACGAUCAUGCUGUUACUGAAUAUUAUGAAGGGUUGGAGAUAGGUUCAGAUUACUUUGAAAAUAUUUUGAAGUGUGGAGAAGCUGAAUUAAUAAAAAGUCUCAAAGAUUUUAAAGGCAUCGUUAUAAGAGAUCAAUGGUUGGAUUAUCCUAUAACGGUUAAUGCAUUUUAUACUCCGAUAGUUAAUGCGAUACUUAUACCAGCAGCCGAGUUGCAGGAUCCUUAUUUUACUUCACUUUUACCAGAUGCUAUUAAUUACGGAACCACAGGAUUUGUAAUUGGACACGAAUUGUCUCAUAGUUUAGACAACGAAGGUAUACAAUUUGACAAAGAUGGCUAUAAAAUUUCAUGGAAUUCACAGAAUGCAUCAGGCGAAUACGAUGAAAAAGCACAAUGUUUUGUAGAUCAGUAUGAUAAUUACACUUUGGAUAUCACAGACAAACAUGGUCAUUACAUUAAGGUAGAUGGACAAUUAACAGAAGAUGAAAAUUUGGCAGAUUCGAUUGGUAUACAAAUAGCAUAUGCAGCCUUUAAAACAGCCACAAAGCACAAGCAUCAAACAAGAUUGCCUGGUUUGGAAUACGUUACCAGUGAUGAAUUAUUCUUUUUAGCAUUUGCCAAUUCCUGGUGUUCAUCGACGAGGCCAGAGUACGAAGCAGACGUGAUCAACAGCGAUGAACACAGUCCACCAAAGUAUCGUAUAAUAGGUUCCCUAUCAAACAUGCCCGCGUUUUCAAAAACGUUCAGAUGUUCAAAAAAUAGUACCAUGAACCCACGACACAAAUGUAGUUUAUGAAGUUGAACAAUAUUAAUUUUAUACCAAGAAAUAGGAUAAUAUAAUAAUUUUCCAAUACGUACCUCUAUUUUAUACAAUUUGUAAACAACAAAAUAAUGUACUUAAUACUUUUAAUAUGACUGAAAGUUUGUUUCUC
Messenger RNA from Osmia lignaria (orchard mason bee), 2956 nucleotides. RefSeq names its product neprilysin. The record is from RefSeq and is a predicted model, not a curated record. Gene Ontology annotation, biological process: protein processing. Gene Ontology annotation, cellular component: plasma membrane. Gene Ontology annotation, molecular function: metalloendopeptidase activity. Lineage: Eukaryota; Metazoa; Arthropoda; Insecta; Hymenoptera; Megachilidae.